GGAGCCCCGUGAUGUGGUUGGGUGUGGGGGAGGAUAGCAGCUACCAGCCAGAUAAACACUCAGCAUUGGUUUGCAGAGCAGGAGUAACAUGGCGGCACAGUUAGCCAGCAGAAAUGUUGUUUCACUACUGCGAAGGUCAGAGCUACUUCGGGUAAACGGAAUUUAACUACGCGGACUCUGCCAAAAGUAUCAAAUCCAGGGAGAAGUGGAUGAUGUGUAAAGAUUUCCCAGAAUUAUCGUCUUGCAGCAAUGGCCUGAGAGCCUCUCUGGACUGAAACCAAGACGCUGAUAUGCAUUGAGGAUGAGUGGAGUUGGUGAUAACUCAUCUGACCCUGCCAGGGCAGAGUCACGGAAACGCAAAGACUGUUCAGCCGAACUUAUAGGACCCAGUCCCAAGCGGAGCAACGAGAAGCGCAACCGCGAGCAUGAGAACAAAUACAUUGAAGAGCUCGCCGAGUUGAUAUUCGCCAACUUCAACGAUAUCGACAACUUCAACGUCAAACCUGACAAAUGUGCAAUCCUGAAGGAAACUGUGAAACAAAUCAGACAAAUAAAGGAGCAAGAAAAAGCUGCUGCAGCAAAUGAGGAGGAGGUGCAGAAGGCUGACGUGUCAUCAACAGGCCAAAGUGUGAUUGACAAAGAUGCCUUGGGACCAAUGAUGUUGGAGGCCCUGGACGGCUUCUUCUUUGUGGUGAACAUGGAAGGAAACAUCGUGUUUGUGUCAGAAAAUGUGACCCAGUAUCUGCGUUACAACCAGGAGGAGCUGAUGAACACCAGUGUCUACAGCGUGCUUCAUGUUGGGGAUCAUGCCGAGUUCAUCAAGAACCUGCUGCCUAAAUCCCUCGUCAAUGGCGUCCCGUGGUCCAGCGAGGGUCCGAGGAGGAACAGCCAUACAUUCAACUGCCGAAUGCUGGUCAACCCGCACUGCGAGAGCCAGGACGAGCAGCACGAGCACGAGCCUCAGCAGCAGAAAUAUGAGACCAUGCAGUGUUUUGCUGUUUCAGAGCCCAAGUCCAUCAAGGAGGAAGGAGACGACUUCCAGUCGUGUCUGAUCUGCGUGGCUCGGAGGGUACCCACAAAAGAAAGGCCCAUGCUUCCCACGCAUGAGAGCUUCGCUACACGCCAGGACCUGCAAGGCAAGAUAACGUCCUUGGAUACCAGUCUGCUGCGAGCAUCCAUGAAGCCGGGUUGGGAGGAUCUGGUGAGGCGCUGCAUCCAGAGGUUCCACCUGCAGAAUGAUGGGGAGAUGUCUUUUGCCAAGAGGCACCAACAGGAAGUGCUUCACCACGGCCAAGCAUUCAGCCCCAUCUACCGGUUCUCUCUCUCUGAUGGAACCAUCGUCUCUGCUCACACAAAGAGCAAACUGGUUCGCUCGCCCGCAACCAACGAACCCCAGCUCUACAUGUCACUGCACAUUCUACAGAGGGAACAGACAGUCUGUGGAAUGGGUCAGGACAUGGGUCCUGGCAGUCAGGCAACAGGGAUGGCUCCAAAACCAAUGAACUCCUCCACUCCCUCCAUGACUCCACCAACCCCCGGCAGUUUGCCAGGUUCAGGGCCUCAAGGCCAAGACACUACUAUCAGCAGCAACAGCACGCCUUUCUCCCCUCCGGGCCCAGCUGGUCCAAGAGAACCAGCAGCAAUGGGGGGUCAUAUGCCGGGCUACCGCUACGGCUGUCCCCCACCACACAAUCAUACUGGGGGCAUGCAGCCACCACAGCAGGGUCCCAACUGGAGGAUGAACAGUCCCUCUCGUGCCAGCCCCAGCCCGGUCGGAGGGCCCCAUCCACCUCAGCAGAACUCUAUGCUGUCACCCAGGCACCGAGGUAGCCCUGGAGGCGCAGGGAGCCCUCGUGUAGCAGGAGGCCUGCACUCACCCUCCCCAGUGGGGAUGUGUGGUGGAGGGCCCGGAGGCCCAGGUAGUAGCACAAGUAGCAACCAUGCUAAUAGCUACACUAGCAGUUCUCUGUCAGCUCUCCAGGCCCUUAGUGAGUGCCACGGAGUAGGACACGGGCAUGGGGCUCCUCAUGCACAUACACUGGGCUCUCCAGACCGGAAGAUGGGCUCCCCAGCUGGGGUCACAACAGGGUCAGGGGUAAACACUCAUCUGAUGUCAAAACUUGGAGGAAGUAGCAGUGCAACAGGUGGAACAGGAGACUUUGGACCUCACUCAGAGGUUAGUCAGGGACACACCCAGACCCAAACAGAGAGCAGCCAAGCUGAGCCCAAGGAGGAGAGGGAGGACCCACUUGAGGGCCACGAUGCUCACAACCGCAUGCAUGACAACAAGGGGAACACCAAGUUAAUGCAACUGCUCACCACUAAGCCAGAACCUCUGGAAACACCCUUGUCCCCCAGUGCAGGAGGUGAGGGGAAGGACCAGGCUGGCACAGGGGUCCGGGGUGGCCACGCAUUAGGGAGCACACACGCCACAUCCCUCAAAGAAAAACACAAAAUCCUCCACCAACUGCUUCAGAACAGUACAUCCCCUGUAGACCUUGCCAAACUCACUGCAGAGGCUACAGGCAAAGAACUGGGCCAAGACCAAACACAGGGUGCUGGUGGUACAGCUUCUGGGGCAGAAACUACUCCUAGGCAGGAGCCAUUGAGCCCCAAGAAAAAGGACAAUGCACUGCUGCGCUAUCUACUGGAUAAAGAUGACACUGUAAUGAAGGACAAGGUCCCUAAGCUGGAGCCUGGGGAGGUGAAGAUCGAAGGGGGCAAACAUCCGCAGGUCAAAGCAGAGAAACAGGAUGCAGGGUACGACCGCGCUGAGCAGUCAUCGGAGCUGGAUGACAUCCUGAAUGACCUACAGAAUGCUCAGCCGCAGCUCUUCUGCGAGCCUCGGCCUGUUUCGUUGCCCAGUCCUAUGGACAAACAGAACAUCAUCAAUAACAUCUUACAGAUGCCCGAGACCAAUCCUGCCAUGGCAGCGCAGCAGCACAGAGGCCUCGGAGUUGGCAUGGGCCAGACCAACUUUGCGGGUGUCCGACCAGGCCAGCCAGGCAGGAGUCUGCCUGUGAGGAGUGUCUCUUUGGACAUGAAUGUGUCCCCUCAGCAGCCCUCAUUACAGUACCCCAUCAGAGCCACAAGCCCAUACACUAUUAUGCAGCAGCAAGGAAUGGUGGGAAAUCAUGGUAUGAUGCCAAACCAGGCCGGUAUGGUUAAUGCAGGAUUGAUGGCUCCAGGUGGUCCGAGGCCAGGCAUGCAGCAGCAGGAAGGCUGGGUGGGUUCCGCUUCUGCACCUCCUUUGGGAGCGUCCGGCCCUGGACAGCAAAGUGCAAUGCAGGGCAGGAUGGGGCCCAGCGGUGCUCCUAUGAGGCCUAACAGCCAGCCAGGGCCCCGGCCAAUGCUUCAGUCCUCAAUGAUGACCGGUGCACAACCUGAUAUGGAUAUCGGUAUGGUCGGCCACCCUUUUUCUCAACAACAGGCUCCACCCAACCAGACAGCUCCUUGGCCGGAUAGCAUGAUGCCAAUUGAUCAGACAGCUUUUGUAAACCAGAACAGGCCUGCACCCCAGGAUGACCCCCUGUGUAAUGCGGGGCUCAGCUCAGGUGAAGGCAGCUCGGUGGAUGAGGGGGCCUUGAUGUCCCAGCUGUACACGGCACUAAAAGAUUUCGAUGGUCUGGAGGAGCUCGAUCGUGCUCUUGGAAUUCCUGCUAUGGUAGAACAGAGCCAAUCCCUGGAACAAGACCAGUUCCCCCAGGACUCGUCCAUGAUUUUAGAGCAGAAGUCCCCCAUGUACACCCAGCAGUUCGGUCCCCCACCAUCCCACAUUGCACCGAGGGGUUACCCUGGUGCUCCCAUGCAAGAGCCUGGCUUCCACCCCAUGCCUGGCCAAAUGGGCCCACGGCCAGGUUACCCCAUGAUGAGAAUGCAGCCCCGGCCUGGGCUCAGGCCCACUGGGGUGGUCCCCAACCAGCCCAACACACUACGACUGCAGCUCCAGCAUCGGCUGCAGUCCCAGCAGCAGAACCGUCAGCCAGUGAUGACUCAGAUGAGUAGUGUGUCAAAUGUGAACCUACCUCUUAGAGCAAAUGGAGCUCUUAGAGCUCCAAACCAGGGAACCAUCAAUGCUCAAAUGCUGGCGCAACAUCAGCGGGAGAUGCUGAGUAAUCACCUGAGACAGCGGCAGCAGCAGCAGGUGCAACAGGCCCAGCAGGUCCAGCAGCAGCGGAGCAUUGCCAUGAGGACCCAGGGCCUCAACAUGCCUCCCAACAUGGCCGCUGGAGGCAUGAGUAACCCUCGGAAUCCUCAGGCCAACCCUCAGCAGUUCCCCUUCCCACCCAGCUACGGUACCAGUACAGGCCUGGCCUCGUCACCUCCCCCCACCAGCCCCUUCUCCUCCCCUCUCUCCCCCAGCCUGCCCUCUCUCCCCCCCAACCCCCAGCUCCAUCUGCAUGGCACCUCUUCCUCUUCCUCCACUUCCUCCUCCUCCACACAGAUGAUGAUGGGAAACACAAACAUGAUGGGCGGACAGUACGGGGCCGUACUCAGCCCCCAAAUGCAGCACAGUGCCUUUCAGUUUCCCAACUCAGGUAUGAGCCAACAGGCAGACGGAAGCUUUGGAGGUCCCGGCACGCCGCAGAGCCCUCUGCUUUCUCCUCGCAUGGCCCACACACAGUCUCCGAUGAUGCAGCAGGGCCAACAAAAUGCUGCUUUCCAGGGUUCCCCUGAAAUGAAUGGCUGGUCACAAGGCAACAUGGCAGGCAACAGUAUGUUCUCACAGCAGCAGCCUUCGCCACAGUUUACCCAGCAGAAUAACAGCAACAUGUACAACGGCAGCGGUAUGAGCCUCAACAAUGUCUCCAUGGCCACCAACAUGGCAACUAGCAGCAUGGGUCAGAUGGCUGGACAAAUGAGCGUCACAUCCAUGGCGUCGGGGCCCUCACCUGGCCUGCCCUCCAUGGGGCAAGAACAGAAAUACUGUUGACCCUCAUCAAGCCUCUUCAGAUGAACCUCAGAGACCAGCUGGUGCAAGGAGCGCGUUGGGCCCUUUAAGAAUCAAGAAUUCAAAUGUGUUAACUACCCAGCUGCACCUUGAACCAGCCAGGCCGUGCCCCGACAACCCUCCCUCCCCUCCUCGUCCUCCUUUACCCCCCCCCAGCCCAAGUUUGCCGUCUGUCCAGCUGGGCCCAGAACAGACUCAGGAGUGUGCAGAAUCCUGGGGGAUGGAUCUCAGUCCAACAUGCCUAACCCUCCUGGAGGAGAGCCUCGUGAUGAGCCGGUCUAUCUGCCUGUCCAGCUGCAUUCACCGUAGUGUGACUUACUGUAGGCCUCCUGGUGGGGUACACUGACUUUAAAAAAGGGGAGGGGGGCAACAGCAGUUGUGGAAUCUUUUUGUUCUGAUGAAUGUAUUCCUCUAAGUGGACAGCGGCCAUUUACAAUCUCAUCUCAAAAAAAAAAAAAAAAAAAUAAGACGUCCACUGAUUCUUUCUCUCCUUUGAAGUCCUACUUCUCUCACUGAUUUCCACCUGGUUUCAGAACGGCAGCAAAGACUCCCAGGUUACAUUCAAAUCCACAGACGGAGCUCAGACACUCAGCCGGUUUUGCCUUUUUGCUGUUCUUUAUUAUUGUUGUUAUUUUAGUUGUUGUUUUUUGUUUGUUUGUUUUUGUGUUUUUUUUUCCUUUUGUGAAAAUUAAACCGUAGAGUGAAGACAUGGAGGAAAAAAACUGAUCUUGAAAAACACUGCAGAAGAAAGGUUGGAGUGGAAUUUUAUGAUUAGACUAAUUUAGUCAAGAGGUUUAUAUAGUGUAUUAAAUUAAGUUUUAUUUUUCUGUAUAGAUUCAUUUUAAUUAUUUUAGAUGAUUCUUUAUCUUAGUAGCAAGAAUAAGAAUAUUUCUAAAAGUGUGAAAGAGGCACUUUUUUUUAUCAUUUUAACAGUAAUGGUUGUAUUCUCUCUGAGAAGAUUCUUUUAUUAACCUGAAUUAUGGAUUAUACUUUUGGUCCCAUAGUUUCAGAAGAUGUCAAAAUCAAAUAUGGUUUAAAAUGAAAUACAGAUUGUACAUACAGAUGAGUAAAGUGUUUUCUUUUUCUAUUUAUUUUAUUCGUUAGGGUUUUGGUUCUCCCAGCUUGGUCACAACUGCCUCUUAAAGCAGAGCGGUUAUUUUUCUUUAUUUUUCAUUUUUGGGAACCUUCACAUUCUGAUGUUUCUGGUACGAUGCAGACAGGGGGUGUGGGUGGGAGUAAAGGGGUGUGCUGUGUAUACAGUGUACAGAUUAUCGCUUGCUUCUCUGCCUUUAGCAUAGAACACAACAACAAAAAAAAACUAUUAAAACCAAAAAAAAAAUUUAAAAAAGACUCAACACAGCCAUACAGUAACUCAAAAAAGAAAAAAAAAAAUAUUAAAGUGUGCUUUCUAUGUCGUCUGGAGUGAAAACGCUUCAUACAAGCUGCUAGGUGCAAACUGUUCUGGUGUGAUGUAAACAAGCAAUAACAAUUACUUGAGAAUCUCUUGGGGGUUUUUGUUUGUUUUUUGUAAUUUUUGUACAGUUUCCUGAAUAGAAAAGGAUAUGUUUUUGCUCUGCGUUUGGAUGCAGUAUUAAACACAGUUUUAUAUUGCAGUUUAUACCAAGAAAGUCUACAUCCACACACAGCGUUCCUAUUAGAUUAUGCAGCAUUGGCUGAGAUCUGAGAGGGAGGUAGUUUGUAAUCCUCCCCCCCCCCGAUUGACACGCGCCCUCUCUGCCUCCAGCCGUUCUUCUAUCGCAGAGGUCAGAGUAAAGAUUGCACGGUUCAGGAGACCUGCUCUGACAAACACUUAGCCAUAUUUUAUGACCUCAGGCAGUUUCUUCAACUAUCAAGUGUUCGGUAAUGACUGCUGUUCUUGUGGCCCAGUAGAGGUUCCGUUUAACCAUCACAAGAACCAAAGCAAGUCAUCCUCUCUAACCUCAAAAGUAGAUUGUUUUCUUUUUCCUCCUUAAAAAAAAGAAAAAACCUUUUUAUAAAAACUAUUUUAACCCAGGACAGACUUUAAGCGAACCAAAUAUUCCUCACAUUUCAAUUGGAUUUCUGAAUUCUUUUCUUUCCAUAUUGAGCAAAAGCUUCUUGGUUAGCAGGCCGAGAAAAAACCAGAGAUUCAUGAUGAUGUCACUUAUCAGGGUCUGAUGUAAAUGUUGCAUCAUAAUGCAGGAAGAGAAUCAUUGAAUGUAUCGUCAUUAAAGGCCUAAGGUUGUGACUGAUGGUGUUUCUUGAUAACAUGUCGACAACAUGUUUUGCAGUCACGCCGUUCUCUUCUCUGCAUUUCUCAACUCCUCCUUUCUUUUAACUUCCAUAAUUCGAAGCUGUAGCAAGCUAACUUAAGUUUGCAUGAACACUUUUAAUUGCCCUGUUGGUGUUUUGUCAUGGGCUUACACGAGACCACACUUUUUCUCGUUUUGAUCAAUGCUGUUUUGAUUGUAAAAUACAGCCGUGCAGAAUCAGCCUUUUGAGCCAUUUUAAAGAAGGAUUCACAGCCCUUUUCAAAUUUCCAAAGAUUGUCAAGAUUUUGAAACAACUUAAAGCCAUGUGGUAGCAGUACAUUGUUUUUAGCAUUUAUAAUGAGGACAGGUGCAAAUGAAUUAUUUUGCCCUUUACAAAUAUCCAGGCUUUCAACCCACUAAACAAAACUAUUUUUUCUCUUUAACUUAUGGUUUCGAAGAACUUUAAAUGCCCUUUUGUAUGGUGUGCCAGUUUCUUAGAGCUAAGAUGCAACCUUGAAAUGCUAAAAACCCUAGCAUAAUGCCUUAGAUUUCGUCUGUUCUUGUUCUUGUACAUUACACCACUGUCUGUAUAAAUUUGUAUAAUGACUUAUGUACAAUAUUGAAUGGGUGUAUCGUUGUUAAACUCUUCUCAGCUGCUGGAGACUCGAUCACAGUUGCAAGCAUCCCACAUCUUUGCUCUCUGUUCCUGUGUUGGGUUAUUUUACCUCUCUCCCCUCUCUCUCUUUCUCUCUCUGUCUCUCGCUCUCCUCCCCCUCCCCUCUCUGUGGUAUGGAAAAGAUGACACAUAGGGAUAUUGAAGCAAUAUGUAUUAUACUAUAUGGACUUUCUGAAGAAAGUUCACUGUUUUCCCCCCAGAUCUUUUUUUUUCUGCAUCGUUCACAGGAGUCGCACUGUACCCACAUCGAUCUUUGUACCCCUUGUGUGUGUGCGUGUGUGUGAGCGUUUUAUGCAAAAUUAGAUAUACAAGAGAAGUUAAAACCACAGUUAUGCAAGUUGUGAACUAAUAUGGCUUCGCUGAUGCUAUUUGCCUUGUAAAUAAAGAAUUCUGUUAUUGCAUUAUUUAA
Messenger RNA from Melanotaenia boesemani (Boeseman's rainbowfish), 8267 nucleotides. It is a transcript of the gene ncoa2, whose product is annotated as nuclear receptor coactivator 2. The transcript has 22 exons. Gene Ontology annotation, biological process: positive regulation of transcription by RNA polymerase II; cellular response to hormone stimulus. Lineage: Eukaryota; Metazoa; Chordata; Actinopteri; Atheriniformes; Melanotaeniidae. Gene Ontology annotation, molecular function: protein dimerization activity; nuclear receptor binding. The coding region runs from base 302 to 4933 and encodes 1543 amino acids. The record is from RefSeq and is a predicted model, not a curated record. Gene Ontology annotation, cellular component: nucleus.